CUAGUUCCCCUUUCUGCCUGCAAUGUGGGCUUUUCAACAAGGCUGUCAGUGAGAUGAAUGAUGACCGACAGUGAACCCGAAGAUCUUACAGGCAUGUCAGACGGAGACUUUGUUCUUUUGUAAUAAAAAAAUAAAGCUGUCAAACACCGGGUUGAAACAGGUGACACAGGUAAAGGUUUGACGUUGCUCCUCCAGCUGUUGCCUUCACGGCGCCUCCUGCAGCUGAGUGUUCAAGCCCAAAACGAUCAUGGCUGCCGCAGGGAGGAUGAGGACGUGGAGCUGUCCGGUCAGAGGAGUUUUCUAUCCAUGGACAGUCCUUUUUGUACUUUUCCUCAGUACUAUAAAUGCGGUUGGUGCAGCACCAGAGCCGGGGCAUUGGAUAGUCACUGUUGUAAAUACCUCAAGAUUGCUGCUGUUAAAGAAAUCCAUGUAUAAAGACACUGAUAUUGGAUUGAACGUUGUGGAUUUUGGCUGUCCUGAGGAAGUGACCUUCACCAUUCAGUGGUAUUUAAAAUACUACCGCUGUCACAAUGAAUUCAAUAAUAUUGAAGAAAUGUAUGACAAAACACAGCUGAGUCGUGGGGAGAGCCUCGAUCCAAAUCCCCUCGGGGAAGGAGAGUACAUUGAACACAGACACCAGCCUAUAACAUGUAACAAUGGACUGCGCUCCUUCCCUAUGCUAAAAAAAACAAAGGCAGAAUCACGUCCGGUUAGUCCACCUGUGGCGGGUGAAGUGCUGGAUGAAAAUGAGAACCGGUGGAUCACUGAGGAGUAUGACAGCAGCAGCAGCAAGAACAGCAGCGUGAAUAUCAGAGACAAUGUCAUAGCCACCACCUGGAAGGACGGGCCUUACCUGCUGGUUGUUAAGAUAGUUUCAAAUAAAUCAGAUGCCAACUGGAAUUUAACAGUUGAUGUGGUGAUGAAAGGCGACCACGGCUACAUUUCUAUCACAGAUUAUCCUCUCAUGAUUUUCUACAUGGUGAUGUGCAUAGUGUACAUCCUGUACGCCAUGCUGUGGUUUAUCUGGGCAGCCUGUUACUGGAAGGAUCUGCUGAGGAUUCAGUUCUGGAUAGCAGGGGUCAUAUUCUUGGGGAUGGUGGAGAAGGCCGUCUUCUGCGCCGAAUAUGAAAACACCAACGCUGUUGGCGCUGCCUCUCCAGGCCUGCUGAUCUUUGCCGAGCUGGUCUCUGCCCUCAAGAGAACUUUGGCUCGAUUGCUUGUCAUCAUCGUCAGCCUUGGUUAUGGCAUUGUAAAGCCUCGACUGGGGACAGUAAUGCACAGAGUGGUGGGGCUCGGUAUUCUCUACUUUGCUUUUGCUAGCAUUGAAGGCAUUCUGAGGAUCACUGGGGGUCGGGACAAUGGCCCAGCUCUCAUUACAGCAAUUGUUCUGGCUGUGUUUGAGUCCUGCUGCAUCUGGUUCAUUUUUGUGAGUCUGGCACAAACCAUCAAGACUCUGAAGCUGAGGAGAAACCCUGUCAAGUUGUCUCUCUACAGGCACUUUACAAACACAUUAAUAUUUGCUGUCAUUGCUUCCAUCAUUUUCAUGGCUUGGACAACAAAAAAAUUUCGACUAGCGGUUUGCCAGUCUGAUUGGAUUGAGCUGUGGGUGGAAGAUGCUUUCUGGAGGUUCUUGUUCUCCGUUAUUCUGUUGGUCAUAAUGUUUUUAUGGAGACCAUCUGCAAACAACCAAAGGUAUGCUUUCACACCUCUCAUGGAUGACUCAGACGAUGAGGAGAUUGAGGAAUUUAUUGCCUCUUCAAACAUUGCUGACGGCAUAAAAUUGAGAGCCUCUAAAAAUGAGACCAAUGGCACGGUGAAGCCUGCAGAAACAAACCCAGAUGAAGACAUGAAGUGGGUGGAGGAUAACAUUCCUAGUUCUCUUACUGAUGUAGCUCUGCCGGUCCUGCUUGACUCAGAUGAGGAAAUCAUGACGACCAAGUAUGAGAUGUCAAAGCUGGAAUAAGGUAAAACCUUUCCAGCCAGCAGCUGACAUGGAGAGACAACACAGCAGCCGUCCCCGACUCUGCAGCAAGGUUUUCUCCAGGGUUUCCAGUCAGGUGGUGGUGGAGUGCCAUUUAGUUUUUUCAGGGGAUCCUCCCGAUAUGGCUGCUCCUUCGCAGGGUGGUGCAGGCCACAGUUGAAGGGGACCUCUGCUCAUUUCCUCAACUUCUCAAGAACAAAAGAUUCUACUAGAGGAAAACUGCCGUCGGUUCACUGUUUCCUCGAUCUGAUCAGUUUUGAGCCUUUCUUUCCAAAGAGAAUGUUUCAUUUUAUAUUAAGUGCUAUAUUUAUUUCUGUUAUGUUCACUUGAAUUUAUUUUAUCAGAGAAUUAAGAACAGAGGGUCUCAUGCAUGAACCUACUCUUAAAUAUACGUUAAGUGUCUUUUUGAUACGAGAUAAUGAAAUAGGAUGCUUAUUUAUGAACAGGAAAAUAAUUUAAAGGGUUUUUUUUCUGCAGUAAUUAACACCAGGAAUGAUUUAAGGUUUUUUUGCGGGGUAGAUCUCCAGGGAAGAAAGAGAGUGUUUAUUGAUUAAUUUCAAACAGGAUCUUUCUUUUCGUAUUUCUCUAUCUAUCUAUUUAUAUAUCUAUAUAUAUGUGAAGUUCCUAAAGAAUAAUACAAAAGUUAUGGAAUUCAGGAUACACUAUGUAUUUUUCAAAUGAUUUUGACUGUCCGAAGAAAACUUUUUUUUUUUUUUUGUUACCAGCAUUAAAAUCAUGUUCAAAGCAUUAAAAUACAGAAAUGAAAAUACUAAGAUUUUUGAAUAGAACAUUUGCUCCUAUGCACUUUCAAGAUCAAAGUUGUGCCUACAUGUAGUUCUUGUAUGAGGCCUAAUCUGGUAUUCCAAUAAUCUCAGUAUUGGUGUGUGAAUGAGUGUGAGAGGGGCGAUGCAUAAAUAAGUGAUUUGUACAAUUUGAAUUCAAUGAAGCAGUAAAGCGUUGGGGUUUGUAGUCAGUGUAGGCAGUCUAUUAUGAAUCUACUGUAUGUGUGUCGAGGGGUGUCUUUUGAAAUAAGGAGCAAUAUACUGUAUGUUGAUAUGGAGUUUUAAAACUGUAUUAUUUAUUUGUGUCUAAAGUGUACUUAUAAGUUGUGUGUUCACCCGU
Molecule: messenger RNA, 3103 nt
Organism: Thunnus maccoyii (southern bluefin tuna)
Lineage: Eukaryota; Metazoa; Chordata; Actinopteri; Scombriformes; Scombridae
Gene: tmem87b
Product: transmembrane protein 87B
Exons: 19
Coding region: 248-1963 (571 amino acids)
Biological process (GO): retrograde transport, endosome to Golgi
Cellular component (GO): Golgi apparatus; membrane
Source: RefSeq, a predicted model, not a curated record